AUGCGUUGCCCGUUAUUACUUUUGGCGUUUGCGCUUGUCCCAAUUACAGCUCUCAACAUCCUCCUCACCUCUGAAGACUCGUGGGUUUCAGAAAACGUGCGCGUUCUCCACGAAACACUCUCCCAGUUUCAUAAGGUGAUCAUGGUGGCUCCGCUGUCGGAUGUCAGCUCCUUGGCAGGUGCCAUGUAUGUUAACGAGAAUCCCGUUCUAGACUCGGACGAUGAUGCCGAGUUUGGAUAUGCAGUCAAGGCUGGAGACGCAGUCUUUGGCCGUGAUCCUUCGAAUGACGAUAUCUGGUAUGUGGAUGCUUCCACAGUAGGCUCUGUGGUGAUUGGUCUUGAUCAUAUCAUUCCACAUCACUACAACAACGUUUCUAUCGACCUCGUUGUUGCUGGGCCCAAAGAGGGGAGCACCAUUGGACCUCUGGAGCAGCUUCAAUCGGGUGUCUUUGCCGCCAUGAGAUUUUGCUCGCUCAGAAACAUUCCUGCCAUUGCCAUAAGCACACUCGAUGAUAUCCAUCGUUUCUAUGACGGUUCCAGUGAGGAGGAAACCGUUUCCGCUCUCCAAAGAAAAGAAAAUGAUUCUUCUGCGAAAAUCGUUGCACAGAAAACCGUUCAGUUGGUGGAUAAACUCAUGAACCACAGUUUGGAUAAGGCGAUGUAUGGAACUCACCAAUCUUUUACCACCUCCAAGUCCAAAUACAUUGACCAGAGUGGCUCAAAGUUUCAUGAGGAAGAUUGUGAGCAUGAUCGCGCUGAUUCCCAAAAUACGACGCCCAGACUUUUGCCAGAAGGAAUGGGCUUAAGUGUGAACUUCCCCAUGUGUGGGUCACAAUCGCAAAUGCGGUGUCGUGAUCCAACCUUUGUUCACUCGAGAUCUGUUGGUUCUUAUUCUUUGACUCCAACAGCAGAGUACAUCGAUGGAAAGCUCCAGAUAUCAGGUGUUUACCAGAUCAACGAGUGGAAUGACUACAAAGCUUUUGCAGAUCUUCCAUCAGACAGAUCACUGUCAGAAUCUUGUUCGAUAAGUGUUACCCCUAUCAAUUCUAUGGGUGUGGAUGCAAAGUUCCCGGAACUGGCUGAGAUCUUGAACUACGAGACCUCGGUCGAGUUUGGCCAGCUAAUUGUCCAGAAUGAGAAGAGUUUAUUGGUGGAGCUUCUGAAUAGAUUGGGUCACUAA
Kuraishia capsulata CBS 1993 is the source of this 1179-nucleotide messenger RNA. RefSeq lists its product as uncharacterized. The transcript has a single exon. The record is from RefSeq and is a predicted model, not a curated record. Gene Ontology annotation, molecular function: nucleotidase activity. Lineage: Eukaryota; Fungi; Ascomycota; Pichiomycetes; Pichiales; Pichiaceae. Bases 1 to 1179 code for a protein of 392 amino acids.